AUGUCAGGAGGCAAUGCAAGGAAAUGUUCUGUUGCAACAACUUUCCUUUCUGAUGCACAUAUUAUUUUAUUGGAUGAACCAACAUCUUCUUUAGAUCCAAUUGCAAGACACAAAGUCCAUGAACUCAUCAAUCGUUACAAAGGUGUUAAAACAUUCAUGUUGUGCACACAUCUUCUCGAUGAAGCAGAGAACCUUUGUGAUACAAUUUCUAUCAUGUUGAAUGGCUGUGUUUAUACAAUUGGAUCUCCACAGUACCUUGCAAACAAGUUUGGUACUGAAUGGAAAGUUGAUAUUCUUUUGGAUAAUCCAUCACAAGGAACACAGAACAACAUUAAUGAUUUCAUCACGAGGGAGAUACCAAUGGCAUAUCCAACAAUUAUCAGACCAACAAGUAGAAUUUAUUCUAUUCCAAGAAAGGAAAUUUCUAUCACGGAGUUGUUCAAGAAACUUGAUGCUGCACAACAAAAUAACAUUGGUAUCAAAUACUACAGUUGCUCUUGUUCAACACUUGAAAAGGUCUUCCUUGAAAUCGUCAUAUUGAGUGAACUAAGAAAUCUUGAAAGUGAUACAGAAAUGAGCGAAUUAUCAGCUCAACCUAGAAAUCUAAAUGUUUCAUAA
This is a messenger RNA of Trichomonas vaginalis G3, 618 nucleotides long. RefSeq names its product ATPase activity, coupled to transmembrane movement of substances. Gene Ontology annotation, cellular component: membrane; intracellular membrane-bounded organelle. Bases 1 to 618 code for a protein of 205 amino acids. The record is from RefSeq and is a predicted model, not a curated record. Gene Ontology annotation, molecular function: ABC-type transporter activity; lipid carrier activity. Lineage: Eukaryota; Parabasalia; Trichomonadida; Trichomonadidae. The transcript has a single exon. Gene Ontology annotation, biological process: transmembrane transport; lipid transport.